GGAGAGAGCAUCAUGACCAGCCAGCAGCCACGUCACCCAGCGCUGCUCCGGGUCUGCUGAGAGGACAAAACCCAACUUUUCUUAGGCCCUGCACGACAGGGAAAGGCAGCAACAGGGACGCAGUUCUGGGAAGGAGGAAGUCCUGAGUGCUGAGGCAGGGGACGUGGAGCCUUGGGAAGGCAUAGAGAACUCUGGACUCCAGGAGAAGGGAAAGUUCAGCCAUAGGAAAGCGUAUGCUUGACUGAGCACGGAGCUCCCCGCAGGGUUUUACAGCUGCCUUCACCCACCGCUGCCAUGAACAUCUUCCGCAUCCUGGGGGACGUCUCCCACUUGUUGGCCAUCAUCAUCCUGCUGGUGAAGAUCCACAGGUCCAAGUCCUGCGCUGGUAUCUCGGGGAAAAGCCAGAUUCUUUUUGCCCUUGUCUUCACUACCCGCUACCUGGACCUGUUCACAACCUUCAUCUCCAUCUACAACACCGUGAUGAAGGUCAUCUUUUUGCUCUGUGCCUACAUCACCGUGUACAUGAUCUAUGUGAAAUUCAGGAAAACGUUUGACAGAGAGAACGACUCCUUUCGCCUGGAGUUCCUCCUGGUCCCCGUCACCGGCCUCUCCUUCCUGGAAAACCACAGCUUCACCCCCCUGGAGAUACUCUGGACCUUCUCCAUCUACCUGGAGUCCGUCGCUAUCCUCCCUCAGCUCUUCAUGAUCAGCAAGACGGGGGAAGCAGAGACCAUCACAACGCAUUACCUUUUCUUCCUGGGCCUCUAUCGCGCCCUCUAUAUUGCCAACUGGGUCUGGCGCUACCACACCGAGAAGUUCUAUGACCAGAUCGCUGUGGUCUCUGGGGUGGUACAGACCAUCUUCUACUGCGACUUCUUCUAUCUCUACGUUACCAAAGUCCUAAAAGGAAAGAAGCUCAGCCUUCCGAUGCCUGUUUGAAGCCUCUUCCAGACAGCACCAGAAAUUCCAACGUUGAAACUAUUGACCACAGCUUUCCCUUCCUGGCCCUGGUUGACUGAAGAACGGCUCAGCUGAGCUUCACUCCAGUGCCAGGAAGACAGCGAGGCCGGGACAGCUGGAAUGCUCAUCACCUGGAUGAGACUCUCCCUCCAUUUUGUUGCGUUUCUUCUUACUUGAAAUUGGUGCUAGUAAGCAGUGCUGGCCAAUACUAAGAAAUGCAGAGCAUUCUCUCCCUGUUCUUCCUAGCACUCACCUCUGUAACGCACCUCUAACCUUAUGCUGAGGCACCUCAAGAAGUAAAAGGGAAACUGUCACCGUCCUUCAGUCCCCAACAAAUGCUAUAUAGUGAAAAGGGUGUGGUGUCAAGAUGAAAUAUACAAAGGUCAUGGGCCCACAUGUGCCUUCACAGAGUAUCCUAAGUUGGAACGAACCCACAAGGAUGGAGUCCCGCUCCUGGCACCACCCAAAACUCAUCAGUUACAGCACCAGUGCAUGAACUACCACUCUCCCAAAAAUUAACCCUGUUGAGCCCCAAUCUCUUCAGGUCCACGUUUCCUUCACGUGGCAACAAUCUCCCAUUUGGCAGGUACUCCAGCACCUUUCCCACUCACCCAUCUCCAGUGAGGGCUCCUCACGCUCUACAAGAUGGGGGACAUUUCAAUUCUAGUUCAGGGGUGUCGCCAACACAUGUUCCCAACCCCUUGGAUUUGCUUCUUUUAUGAACUGGGAAGAACAGGGGCAAAUGUUGUUUUUACGCUCCAAAAAUAAUAAAAAGACAAAGUUCACAAUUUAUUGACAACAGUGUUUUUAUUUAUACCUACAAAAGAAAACAAGAUGGUAUCAAAAGGACAAUUUACAAACUAAGAAUAGUAACAUAGCUCUUAGUAUCCUGUGUCUGAACACCACAGAUCUAUGAAUCUCUCAAAUUCAAGUCUUCGUUAAUACAACAGGAAUGUGUUCAGAGACCAGCAAACGUGUGAAACGAGAUGCUGAUCCCACACAAAGCCACUAACCCUUCCUUUGUUCAGAGAAGUCCAAACAGUAAAUUGCUUCAGGAAGUGGGAGGGGAGGAGACACCCAAGUCGUAUGACACUCCCACAGAACUUUUUACAGAUUGAAAACAACGCAAAACGAUACUAGAGGCUAAUGCUUCUCAACAAGGGCCCUCCAGCUGGUAUGUGGAACAGAGCAGCGAGCACCAGGUGGGACAGGGGCAGCACAUGCCACGGUGCGUUUAAGCAUUCAACAAUCUGGUUAACACUGAACUGAACCCAGACCCUGGACAUCAGCUGACCUCAGUGACAAUAAAGCACUGCAAGACUUGGCAUAUAUACUUUUACAUGUGCACAAGUCCCCCCAAAAAAAGAAGUGAAAGCGAUAGCAAACUAUAAGGCAGCUUUGGUGGCCCAGAGACCCUUUCUAAAGCCAGUCAGCAAGAUGCCCUACUGCUACACCCCUCAAACACAUUUCUGCAUCAGUCACAAA
Messenger RNA from Coturnix japonica (Japanese quail), 2445 nucleotides. RefSeq names its product KDEL endoplasmic reticulum protein retention receptor 3 (gene KDELR3). Gene Ontology annotation, biological process: protein retention in ER lumen. Lineage: Eukaryota; Metazoa; Chordata; Aves; Galliformes; Phasianidae. Gene Ontology annotation, cellular component: membrane. Gene Ontology annotation, molecular function: ER lumen protein retrieval receptor activity. The record is from RefSeq and is a predicted model, not a curated record.